Staurois parvus is the source of this 3081-nucleotide messenger RNA. The record is from the annotation of a GenBank genome assembly. NCBI's taxonomy places the organism in Eukaryota, Metazoa, Chordata, Amphibia, Anura, Ranidae.
AUGUGUAAAGAACUCAAGAAAAUACCUUUUUUAACUUUUCUCCUUUCCAUUUCAGUGUGUGAUUGUGGCAAGGAGAUUGCCUGUUCCAGUUCUGGGGACUGUUGCCACAGUGAAUGUCUGGGAGGAUGUAGUAAGCCUGGAGACAGCCGGGCCUGUGUGGCAUGUCGAAAUUUUUUCUUCAAAGGCCAAUGCUUGGCUUCAUGUCCGUCUAACACCUAUGAGUAUGAGGGCUGGCGUUGCAUCACAGCAGAGUACUGCGCCAGUCUGCGGAAAAUCUCGGAGAACCCUCGGGAGUCUUCCAAAUUUGUCCUUUAUGAGAAUCUGUGUCUUUCAGAGUGUCCACCAGGAUACACCAGGAAUGAGAGCAGCAUUGUGUGCCACAAGUGUGAAGGCCUCUGUCCCAAAGUGUGCAAAGUAGGAACCAAAGCCAUAGAUUCCAUUCAGACCGCAAAAGAACUGACUGGCUGCACGCACAUUGAAGGAAGCCUGAUCUUCAACAUCCGCAGAGGAAAUAACCUAGCUUUAGAGCUUCGCAGAAGUUUGGGUCAUAUUGAGACAAUAACGGGCUUCUUAAAAAUCAAGCACUCCUUUGCUCUGGUCUCGCUCUCAUUUUUUAAAAACCUGAAACUCAUCAGAGGAGACUCCAUGGUAGAUGGGAAUUAUACCCUGUAUGUUUUGGACAACCAGAAUCUUCAGCAGCUCUGGGAUCCCAACCAUGAGAGCCUUUCCAUCCCUGUUGGGAAGCUGUACUUUGCUUUCAACCCUAAACUGUGCCUGUCGCAAAUUUAUCAUACGGAGGACCUAACGGGAACCAAAGGGAGACAGAACAAAGCAGAUAUCAAUCCACGCACCAAUGGAGAUCGAGCUUCCUGUAACUCUCAUGUACUGAAGUUUGUCGCCAACGUAACCGAAUCCGACCGCAUCUUCCUAAAGUGGGAAAGAUAUAGGACGCCAGAACCUCGCGACUUGCUGAGCUUCAUUGUUCACUACAAAGAAUCUCCCUUUCAGAACAUAACCGAGCACCUGGGCCAAGAUGCCUGUGGAGCCAACAGCUGGAACGUGGUAGAUGUAGAGCUGCCUUUAAACAACGAACAAGAACCAAGCAUUACACUGAUGAACCUGAAACCAUGGACCCAGUAUGCCAUAUAUGUCCGGGCUAUCACUCUCACCACUGCUGAGGAAGGGAGGAACUUCGGAGCACAAAGUGACGUGGUCUACAUUCGAACGAAGCCGGCAGCCCCAACUGUUCCCCAGGAUGUUUUGAUCAUGUCAAACACAUCAUCCCAUCUGAUUGUCCGCUGGAAGCCUCCAACUCAACGCAAUGGAAAUCUCAGCUACUACCUGGUGCUUUGGCAACAGUUGGCAGAAGAUGAGGAGCUGUACCAUAAUGACUACUGCACCAAAGGUCUGAAGCUUCCAACUAGCAGUGCCGAUACCAGGUUUGACAGUGAUGAUGAUGACAACAUGGAUUCGGAGGAUAGGUGUUGCCCAUGCCAAAAAAAUGGUGGCCAGCUACUAGACCUGGAUGAGGAAUUCUUUCAGAAAAAGUUUGAGAACUUUUUAAGGAACACCAUUUUCAUUCCAAAAAAGAGAAGAGAUGUAAUUGGGUUGAAUGGAGAUGGUCAAGGAAAUGCUUCAUUCUCAGAAGGAACCGUCAGUCACACCAUCAACAACACAGGCACAGAUUUCAAGCCUUACACCUAUAAGGAUAAGAUCGUCCGUGAAAGAAUGGUCCUAUCUAACCUCAGACAUUUCACAGAAUAUCGGAUCGACAUCCACGCCUGCAACCACGCAGCAGACACGGUUGGGUGCAGCGCUGCAACUUUUGUAUUUGCUAGAACAAUGCCAGACCCUCAUGCCGACAACAUUGCUGGUAAUAUAUCAUGGCAUUCUGCUGGACACAACACCAUCUUUAUGAAGUGGGAGGAGCCACCCAAUCCGAAUGCAUUAAUCCUGAAAUAUGAGAUCAAGUACAAGAGUGAAAAUGAAGAAGGUCCAUCAACUGUGGUAUGCGUUUUCCGGCAGAAGUUCAAAAAGUACAAGGGGGUCUACAUCAACGUGGCACAGCCUGGCAACUAUUCUGCUCGGAUAAGAGUGACGUCCUUGGCGGGCAAUGGGUCGUGGACAGAGCCCAUCGUCUUCUCGGUCCGGCUUCCAGAGAAAGAAACCUCGGAGACUUUAUAUAUGCUGCUCAAAGUCAUGCCGAUCAUCCUCCUGCUGAUCAUCGCCUGCCUGGCCGCCAUUAUCUUCUUCUACAACAAGAAGGGGAUGAGUCUGUCCUUGGCAGAUAGAUGGGUUUAUUUCUGUUUCUAUGUUCUAGUGUACAUUCCGGAUGAGUGGGAAUUCCCAAGAGAGAAAAUCGCAAUCCUUGAAGAGCUUGGACAAGGUUCUUUUGGCAUGGUAUAUGAGGGUGUUGCCAAGGAUAUUGUAAAGGGAGAACCCAUGACCAGGGUGGCCUUGAAGACCAUCAACGAGCUGGCCAGCAUGAGGGAGAGGAUAGAGUUUUUGAACGAAGCCUCUGUUAUGAAAGCCUUUCUUUGUCACCAUGUGGUCCGUCUGCUUGGCGUUGUGUCUCAAGGGCAACCAGCUCUAGUCAUUAUGGAGUUGAUGAACAAAGGGGACCUGAAGAGCUAUCUGCGUUCUUUGAGGCCAGAGGGCGAGGACAACCAAAACGUGACUCCACCAUCCUUGAGGGAGAUGUUACAGAUGGCUGGAGAGAUAGCUGAUGGCAUGGCCUAUCUGAACGCAAAGAAAUUUGUACAUCGGGAUCUGGCAGCGCGGAACUGCAUGGUGUCGGAGGACCUUACAGUGAAGAUAGGCGACUUUGGCAUGACGAGAGAUAUCUAUGAAACGGACUACUACCGGAAAGGCGGCAAGUCCUUGCUUCCAGUGCGAUGGAUGUCCCCCGAGUCUCUCAAAGACGGUAUCUUCACUCCAUACUCCGAUGUAUGGUCAUUUGGUGUGGUCCUAUGGGAAAUUGCCACAUUAGCAGAGCAACCAUACCAAGGCAUGGCCAAUGAGCAAGUCCUCCACUUUGUUAUGGACAACGGAAUUCUAGAAAAGCCAGAAAAAAUGUCCUGA